AUGUCAAUUCUUGACAACAAAUAUCGGGUUCUGGUGGUUUUUGUCGGAUUUUUGUGUCUGGUUUCAGUAUGCUCGAAUUAUGCGGUGAUGAAUUUCACGUUUAUUUGUAUGAAGUCGGAUUUGAGUUUUGUGAGGGAUGAUGGGAAUUUGGUGAGUUCUGGGAAGGUUGAAAUUCAGUUCGCAUCGCUGAGUCUGGUGAUCAAGGAGCUACAUCUAGAGAUCCACUCUGACAAGGAGACACGCCUUGAGGGCUUAUAUGUCAAGCAGCCAAGCCUAGAGAACAUAAUUGUCUAGGGCUCACACCUGGAGAUCCACUCUGGCAAAGAGACGCGCCUUGGGAGCUGAUCUAUCAAGCAGCCAAGCCUAGAGAACCUGGUUGUAUAGGGCUCGCGCCUAGAGUUCCACUAUGUCAAGCAGCCAAGCCUAGAAAUCCUAGUUGUCAAGUAGCUGAACCUAGAGAACAUAAUUGUCUAGGGCUCACAUCUAGAGAUCCAUCAUGUCAAGCAGCCGAGCCUAGAGAAUAUAAUUGUCUAGGGCUCACACCUAGAGAUCAACUACUUAUAUGUCAAGUAGCUGAGCCUAGAGAAUCUAAUUGUCUAGAGUUCACAUCUAGAGAUCCGCUAUGUCAAGCAGCCAAUCCUAGAGAUCCACUUAUACGUCAAGUAGCCAAGCCUAGAGAACCUGAUUGUAUAGGGCUCUCGCCUAGUGACCUUCUCUGGCUAGGAGCAUUGUCUGAAUUUCCACUGUGACAAGGUGCGACGCCUUGAAAACCACUGCAAAUAGGUACGACGCCUUCACACCAUCUAUUUCAAGCAGCCAAGCCUAGAGAACAUAAUUGUCUAGGGCUCACAUCUAAAGAUCCACUCUGGCAAGCAGUCAAGCCUAGAAAUUCUAGUUGGCAAGUAGUCGAUCCUAGAGAACAUAAUUGUCUAGGGCUCACAUCUAGAGAUCCACUAUGUCAAGCAGUCAAGCCUAGAAAUGCUCGUUGUCAAGUAGCUGAGCCUAGACAUCCUAGUUGUCAAGCAGCCAAGCCUAGAGAACAUAAUUGUCUAGGGCUCACAUCUAGAGAUCCACUAUGUCAAGCAGUCAAGCCUAGAGUCUAAAUUCCCACUCAAGGGCCUUCUGUAGACCUCGACAUUUUUCCAGACCAAUCCAAAAAGUCUCUUCGACUACACACCAAACGAGAAAAAGUACAUAAUGUGGUCGGUGGCCGCUGGAACAAUGCUCGGAACCUUCCCAGUCAACUGGAUCUUCAUCAAAUUCGGCGGUCGUUUCACAUUCUUCACAGCCGGCAUCAUAUCAGUCAUCGCAACCGGAAUCAUUCCACUCGCCGCCGAGAAAAACUUCAUCUCCCUUCUAGUCGCCAGGUUUUUCCAGGGUCUCGCGUUUGCUGCGGAUUUUGCGGCGAUCGGGCUGAUUACUGUGAGAUGGGCGCCGCUGACGGAGACUGCGAUUUUUUUGGGUGGAUUGACAUCGUUCACGCAUACCUCGUCGUUUUUCACGAAUGCCGUGUCGGGAGCGGUGAGUGUGUUGAAUUUUCAAAAAUUGAAAAUUUCUUUUCAAAAUUUUGUGGUUAAAACGGUGGAAGAAAAUUGAUUUUUAAUAUUUGAAUUCAAAAUCAAAAACAACUGAACCGUACUGUUUCAAAUAAAAAUCAUGUAAAAUUUUCAAGCUCUGAAAAUUUCUGUUAAAAAAUUCUUGAUCUUUUAGAAAUUUCAGAAUUCUUUUAAAAAAAUUCAAAUUCAAAUUUGGAUUCAAACAUCAAAAACAACUGAAACAGUAAAAAAUCCACGAUUUUUAGAAUCAAGAAAAAUCACUGUUUCAAAAAUCAAGUCAAAUUUUCGAAGUCUAAAAAUUUCUGUUAAAAAAAUUCAUGAUCUUGAAGAAAUCUCAGAAGUAUGAAUAAAAAUUCAAAUUUGAAUUCAAACAUCAAAAACAACUGAAACAGUAAAAAAAAUCUACGCUUUUUUAUGUCAAGAAAAAUCACUGUUUCAGAAAUCAAGCAAAAUUUUCAAGCUCUUAAAAUUUCUGUUAAAAAAUUCUUGAUCAUGCAGAAAUCGCAAACAUCGUAAUAAAAAUUAAAUUUGAAGUUUUAACAUCUAAAAUAGUUGAAACGUAAAAAAUCCCCGAUUUUAAUAUCAAGAAAAAUCACUGUUUCAAAAAUCAAGUAAAAUUUUCAAGCUCUGAAAAUUCGUGUUUACACAUUCACGAUCAUUUAGAAAUGACAGGUCUAAUAAUAAAAAUUAAAUUUCAAGUUUGAACACCAAAAACAACUGAAACAGUAAAAAAAUCCUUAAUUUUUAGUAUCUGAAAAUCACUGUUUUAAUUAAAAAUCAACUAAAAUUUUCAAACUCUGAAAAUUUCUGUUAAAAAAUUCUUGAUCAUGCAGAAAUCGCAGAUAUCAUAAUAAAAAUUCAAAUUUGAAUUCAAACAUCAAAAACAUCUGAAACGUAAAAAAUCCACGAUUUUUGGUAUCAUGAAAACUCACUGUUUCAAAUAAAAAAAAAGUAAAAUUUUCAAGCUUUUAAAAUUCGUGUUUACACAUUCAUUGCCAUCUAUAAAAAUUUCAGGUCUGAUAAUAAAACUUAAAUUUGAAAUUUGAACACCAAAAAUAGUUGAAACGUAAAAAAUCCCCGAUUUUAAUAUCAAGAAAAAUCACUGUUUCAAAUAAAAAUCAAGUAAAAUUCUCGAAGUCUGAAAAUUUCUGUUUAAAAAAUUCUUGAUCUUGUAGAAAUUUCAGAAUUAAUAAUAAAAAUGAAAUUUGAAUCCAAAGAUCAAAAACAUCUGAAACGUAAAAAAUUCACGAUUUUUUGGUAUCAAGAAAAAUCACUGUUUCAAAAAUAAAAUCACUGAAACGUAUGAAAUCCGAGCUCCGAAAAAAUUCCAGAUUUGUGAAAGUUACGGAUGGCGCACCGCCUUCUAUUUUCACGCAAUCAUCGGACUCGUCGUAUUUUUCCUAUGGGUCAUCGUUUACACCGAUGCUCCACAAAAAUGUAAAAGAGUUUCGCCAAUAGAGCUGCGAAAAAUUCAGAAAAACAAAUCCGAACAACAUUUGGACAACAAAAAUACCUAUGUUCCUUAUAAGGUGGGUUUUUUUUUUUGAUAAAAUCAGGAUAGAAAUCAGAUGUUUUUUUUAGAAACUUCUAACAUCUCCCGUAGUAUUAUGUAUUUGGCUCAACGCAUUCGCUGAAAUGUCAAUAGUUGUAUUCUUGCACAGCUACGCACCUAUCUAUUUCAAUCGAAUUCUUCGAUUUUCCAUAAGUCAAACUGGUUUCUUCCUAGCUUUAGCUAUACUUUUUGCACUUCCUUUGAAAUUGGUCGGUGGAGUUAUUAGUGAUAAAGCGAGAUGUUUUAGUGAGAAGACGAAAAUGUUAUUUUUCAAUUCGGUUUCGGUGGGAUUUGUUGGAUUUUUGAUUUGUGUUUUGAGGUGAGUUCCGGUGCUUGGGUAAUUGUUUUGCAAAGAAAGGGAAGCAACAAUAUUUAUGAAACAUGUGGAUUGUUUUUUGUGAUAUUUUUGAAACAGUGAAUUUUUUGAAAGAAAAAAUUGACUUUUUCAGAAAAUAAUUUGUAAGAAUAAUACAAUUAAAGUAAUCAAAAAAAUUCUGAUUUUUGAAACAGUGAAUUUUUGUGUGUGAUGAAAUUUUUUUAGUUUACAGAAAAAUCAAUCGGGGAAAAAGUUUCCGAAAAAUUCACUGUUUCAAAUAUCAAAUAAGUUUUUUCGUUGUUGGGAAUUUAUGGUGCAUUUAUCUUCCUUUUUUUCAAAAAAAAAUAAUUUUUCAAAGGAAAACUUUUCAAAGUUACGAAUUAAAAAAUCUUCGAAAAAAUUUACUGUUUCAAUAAUUAAACAUCAUUUUUUUUCUGAUAUUUUUGAAACAGUAAAUUUUAAACUUCUUCUUGAAAAAAAUAGGAUAAUGUUAUAUAGUUAAUAGUAAUUCCACAUGAGAAAAAUCAGAAAAAAAAUAUGGAAAAAUUCACUGUUUCAAAUUUCAAAUAAGUUUUUUCGUUGUUGGGAAUUUAUGGUGCAUUUACCUUCCUUUCUAAAAAAAAAAUAAUCUUUCAAAAAAAAAAUACUUUUCACCACUAUAAAAGUGCCGAAUUAAAAUAAAUCUUCGAAAAAAUUUACUGUUUCAAAAAUUAAAUAAAAAUUUUUUCACAAAAUGAAAUUGCUGAUUAUUUGAAUUUAUAUGCACAGAAAAAUAAGAGUAGACAUUGAAAAAGAAAAAUUCACUGUUUCAAAAUAUAUUUAAUUUUUUAGCUGAUAGAAAUUCGACAAUUCGAAAAUUUUCUUUGUCGGUAAAACAAUCCACUGUUUCAAAAAUCCUCCUAAUUUUUCAUUUAGAAAAAAUAUAUAUUAUCAAAAGUUUAGACUUAAUUCUCACUGGAAAAAUCUACUGUUUCAAAAAAAAUCUCCCAAAUUUUCUUGCAGUUUCAUUCCUCAAGAUCUCAACUACUUCUCAGUCGUCCUAUUCUCAUUCAUUUUCUCAUGUCUUUCGCUAAACGUUGCCGGUUUCUACAAAUGUGCCACUCUUCAUACUCGACAAUACGCUCAUGUUGUUAUUUCAACAAUUCAAUGGAUGAAAUCAGUGGCGUUGAUAACUGGACCAGCUUUGGUGGCAGCUGUUGUCAAAACUGAGGACAGUGUGAUGCAAUGGCGGAUUGUUUUGUGUAUUUUGGGUGGAUUGUGUUUGACGGUGAGUUUCAAAACAUUUUGCCACGUGGAUUUUCAGUAUCCUGAUUUUCCAGGCUAAUUUCACCUCAAUCUGCACAUUCACCGAUAAACCAGCCGAAUGGACUGGAACAGUUCCAGAAAAAUCUCAGCCAAAAAUUGAAAUGAAUAAAAAACCAACUGAAACUGCAUAA
Caenorhabditis angaria is the source of this 4860-nucleotide messenger RNA. NCBI's taxonomy places the organism in Eukaryota, Metazoa, Nematoda, Chromadorea, Rhabditida, Rhabditidae. The record is from the annotation of a GenBank genome assembly.